Zophobas morio is the source of this 1629-nucleotide messenger RNA. RefSeq lists its product as uncharacterized. Lineage: Eukaryota; Metazoa; Arthropoda; Insecta; Coleoptera; Tenebrionidae. The transcript is spliced from 2 exons. Bases 1 to 1629 code for a protein of 542 amino acids. The record is from RefSeq and is a predicted model, not a curated record.
AUGUCAAUUAUAGGGAUAAACGGUAGAUGUACUGUAAACAAAGUAACCGAAAUCGAAAUCAGAAGCAAAAUUACGUCAAUUGUCACUAAGAUUCAGUGUUUAGUAAUUCCAAAAAUAACGGAACCAAUUCCCAGUAAUAGUUUUAACAUCAAGGAUUUACAAAUUCCUUCUAGUGUGAAACUGGCUGAUCCAUUCUUACAUUGUUCUGCACCGGUAGAUUUAAUGAUAGGUGCCGAAUUGUUCUUGAGUUUACUGUUAGCAGAUAAAAUUAUUCUAGAAAAAAACCAGCACGUUUUGCAAAAUACGGUUUUUGGAUACAUUCUUGGCGGGUCAUUAGGAAAAUCAACAGGAAGGGAAGCUUCCUGUUAUAAAGUAAAUCUUGAACAAACAAUAGCCCGGUUUUGGGAACUCGAAAAUUCGGGUCUUGUAAAUGAAGAGCAGGUACCAAUUGUAACCCCUAAUAAUCCUUCUCAACAACAUUUUUAUGAUACGACCACUAGGUUACCCGAUGGUCGUUUUAUGGUCAGGCUACCGUUUAAAGAACAUCCGCCCAUUUUGGGUAAAUCCAAAGAGGCUGCUUUAAGCCGUUUGUUGUCCGUUGAGAGAAAACGUGCUCGCGAUAAUCAUUUGAACGAGGCAUACGUAAAUUUCAUGAGAGAAUACCACAAUUUGGGUCAUAUGGAACUAAUAGCGGAUGACACUCCUGAAAACUGUUUUUAUUUACCACACAGCUGCCUAGUAAAUCUCAACAGUACAACAACCAGACACCGCGUUGUAUUCGAUGGCUCAUGUAAAAGUUCAAAUAAUCUUAGCUUGAAUGAUAACUUGCUAGCAGGUCCGGUUCUCCAACCUGAUCUUUUUAUAAUUCUUAUUCAAUUUCGGAAACACCAGUACGUUUUGACAGCCGAUAUUUCAAAAAUGUAUCGUUGCAUUUUAAUCCACCCAGAUGAUCAAAAUUAUCAAAAGAUUUUAUGGCGCGAAACUACCGAUGCCCCAGUCCAGGCAUACAACUUAAAAACUGUCACUUACGGCUUGACUCCGUCAUCAUAUCAAGCUAUAAAAUGUGUACAACAAUUAGGCAUAGAAGAAACAACAAAAUUUCCAUUAGCUUAUCCAGUCUUUAUGAAUACUUUUUAUCUCGAUGACGUUUUAUUUGGGUCAGAUUCCGUUCGAAAUUUAAUCGAUACUAAAGAAGAAUUAAAAACAGUAUUGUCAAAAGGCUGUUUUGUUUUAAGUAAAUGGUCGUCUAAUAAUUCGGCAGGUUUAGAACACGAAGGAUAUAUUUCAUCAAAAAAUUGUUUGAUCGUUGACAAGGAGCAAGGAAUUAAACAACUUACGGCUAAAAAACCCGUAACAAGCAGUUCCAUUAGUUAUAUAAGCCCGUUUGUAGACAAAAACAAUAUAAUCAGGCUGGGGGAUAGAUUGAGAAACGCCCAAGUAUCAGAAGAUAAAAAAAUUUCCAUUCUGUUACCUAAACACUUUGUCGCAGAACUCAUUGUCAAAGAAGCCCAUCUUAGUCAAUUACAUGCAGGUCAUUCGGGCCUCUCACUCAUAAUAAAUCCUAAACCCUUCACCCAGACAAUGGGUAAUUUACCAGAGGAACGCGUAAAAGCGGCGCGUCCGUUUUAA